AUGGCUUCAGCGCUUCAGAAAUUGCUUCGAAAACCACCACCACUAACCUUCAAAUUCAUCACUGCCUUCAACCCUUCUUCACCACUCCAAAACCCUAUUCUCAGUGUCCCCCCACAGUGUCACCCUCAACCCUCUUCCUCAAGCCACGCAUCGCAGCCCUUCGAUACCUCCAACGUGAUCUUUCCCAGUUUCCCUUUUGGGUUUUUUCCAAAACCCGUUUUUGAAAGUGGGUUUCACUCCCUCGAUGAUGAGGUGAGAGAAGAUUCUGGAACCGUCUGGGCGGACAGCGUGAAGAAGAAGCGGAAGCGGAAGAUGAACAAGCACAAGUACCAAAAGCUUAGGAAGCGCAUGAGGAGACAGAGCUAG
Sphenostylis stenocarpa is the source of this 366-nucleotide messenger RNA. The record is from the annotation of a GenBank genome assembly. Lineage: Eukaryota; Viridiplantae; Streptophyta; Magnoliopsida; Fabales; Fabaceae.